Molecule: messenger RNA, 2470 nt
Organism: Asparagus officinalis (garden asparagus)
Lineage: Eukaryota; Viridiplantae; Streptophyta; Magnoliopsida; Asparagales; Asparagaceae
Product: alpha-mannosidase I MNS4
Exons: 17
Coding region: 224-2119 (631 amino acids)
Biological process (GO): endoplasmic reticulum mannose trimming; mannose trimming involved in glycoprotein ERAD pathway; carbohydrate metabolic process
Cellular component (GO): membrane; endoplasmic reticulum
Molecular function (GO): mannosyl-oligosaccharide 1,2-alpha-mannosidase activity; calcium ion binding
Source: RefSeq, a predicted model, not a curated record
GCGUCGGAUCCGGGUAAGAUCGGGAUCCGAUCCGCCGCCUGUUCUUCUUCUCCAGAUCCAGGAUCGUGGUGGCACGCGCCGGCCUUGCGCCCAAAUAUUUAUCCAAAUCCCUAAUAAGAAAUCUCUCAAAAGAGCGUUUUUUUAACUCUCAGAAUUCGACUACAUCUCCAAGAAAAAAGAAAAAGAAAAAUCAAGAUCGCGACUUUGAGUAAGAACAGCAAUCAUGAGGGGGAUUUUGCUCGUUAAAGUUGGGUGCUUGAUUUUAUUCUCAGCCCUCUCCCCUACGAAUUCUCUCGCCGAUGGGGUCACCCCUUCAGAGGCUAAGCAAUUGAGAGACGAGGUACGUGAGAUGUUUUAUCAUGCCUUUGAGGGAUAUAUGCAGCAUGCUUUUCCUCUCGAUGAACUGAGGCCUUUAACCUGCAAAGGGGAAGACACACUUGGUGGUUAUGCCUUAACUCUUAUCGAUGCCUUGGAUACAUUGGCCUUGCUAGGGGAUCGUGAAGGGUUUGGUGCAGCUGUUGAAUGGGUUGGUAAAAAUGUUCGGUUUGAUAUUGAUAAAACAGUUUCUCUUUUUGAAACGACAAUUCGGAUUCUUGGGGGUUUACUCUCUGCUCAUCUUAUUGCUAGUGAUUAUGCGACGGGCAUGAAGUUACCAUCUUAUGAUGAUGAAUUGCUUCAUUUAGCGGAGGAUUUGGCUCAGAGAUUGUUGCCUGCAUUUGACACUCCUACAGGAAUUCCAUAUGGCUCUGUAAAUUUAAUGCACGGAGUGGAUGAAAAUGAAAGCAAGAUAACAUCAACAGCUGGUGGUGGUACUUUAACAUUAGAAUUUGGGGUGCUGAGUCGUUUGACUAAUAAUCCCAUUUUUGAGGAAGUUACAAAAAAUGCAGUGCGCGGAAUUUGGGCCAGAAGGUCGAAUAUUAACCUUGUCGGGGCUCACAUCAAUAUUUUUACUGGUGAAUGGACACAAAAGGAUGCUGGAAUUGGUACUAGCAUCGACUCUUUCUAUGAGUAUCUUCUGAAGGCAUAUUUGCUGUUUGGAGAUGAGGAGUAUUUGUUCAUGUUCCGGGAAGCUUACAAGGCUGCCAUGCACUAUCUCCAUACUGAUCCUUGGUAUGUUGAGGUUAAUAUGUACUCAGCAGUUACAGUUUGGCCAUUAUUUAAUAGCUUGCAGGCCUUCUGGCCAGGGCUUCAGGUUCUAGCUGGUGACAUUGAUCCUGCUGUUCGGACACAUGCUGCCUUCUUUAGCGUUUGGAAGAAAUAUGGAUUUACUCCAGAGGGAUUCAAUCUUGCUACUUUCAAUGUUCAACAUGGUCAAAGGAGUUACCCACUACGUCCAGAGUUGAUUGAGAGCACGUAUUGGUUAUUCAAGGCUACCAGAGAUCCAAGGUAUCUUGAUGCUGGGAGAGACAUGCUGGCAAGCCUUCAGUAUGGUGCAAGAUGCCCAUGUGGUUAUUGCCAUAUUGCAGAUGUUGAGUCUCACAAACAGGAUGACCACAUGGAGAGCUUCUUCCUUGCUGAAACAGUCAAAUACCUCUGGCUUCUUUUUGAUUUGGCUGUAGGUCCAGACAACCUUGUUGAGAAUGGUCCCUAUAAGUAUAUAUUUAGCACAGAAGGUCACGUUUUACCUGCUACUCCGGAAAUAUCUCUAGUAAGUGACCACUGCUCAUAUUUAGGAGCAUUUUGCAAAAGUGAUAGAUGGAAAAAAGAUGGACACACAAAGAUCUUAUUUGACCAUCAUGAAACUAAUGACUCCCAACUCCAUGCGGAUCGAGGUGCAUCUAUUUCUUCCCAGAAAGCACGGGAUACUUUUACCGCCUCAAGUUUUAUUAAGGGGUUUUGCCCAGGUUUAACUCAUGGACAGAAAUUUGGUAUAUCAUACGUCGAAGAGAAGCAUGAAACUAAUGAACACGAAUCUACAAGUCCUCAAUCUCAAAAACAUUCUAUCAUUUUGAUAUCCAAUCCGACAACUAUCCAUUCCAUCAAUGCCGAUGAAAGCGAUGGUAGCAACAACAUCGAAGAAACUAAUGAAGAAUCGAGAGCCCUCGUGCCUAACACGGAUGAGAAAGAUGCCGAGGCUUUAAGUCAAGAAGGGAUACAACAGGAUAAAGAUUCAAGUUGAGCAGAAAAACUAUUUAUGGGCCUUCAUCUCAAAGAAGCAUUUCAUCUUGGAGCUCAUGUAGCCAUGGUGGAAUCAUCCAAAGAAAUGUUAAAUUAUCAUGAAAAGGGAAAGAUGUCAGUUGUUCACCUAUACUAACCCUUUUAUUCUGGCUGUGGGGGGGUGUAGGACUACACAAGGUAUACGCGUCAUUGUAAUAGGAACGAUGAAGUUACACAUGGGUGUUAAUAGUUCACAUUCAUCAGUUUGUAUAACUUGUAGGUUAUUGUUAAUGACCUUGGAGCAUCAUUUUUUAUGCUCCCUUUGUUUAGAUUAUUGUGGAACAAUAAAAGGCAGCGUGCAUGAUUCUUGGAA